UAUACAUCCAUGGUUGAAGCUUCAACGCACGCCGCCGUGUGUACGGGCCGUAAUGAUGUCAUCAGUGUGCGACGUCACCACAGAGUUUAUAUGAGUUCUCCACAGAGAGAUAAACGAUGACAACAACUAUAAAACAAGCCUUAAAAACUCACUUUGGGUUUAACAACUUUCGGUCUAAAAUACAGGAGGAUGUUGUUAAAGCAGUCGUCAAAGGUGAUAAGGAUGUGUUUGUGUGCAUGCCCACGGGAGCAGGGAAGUCGCUCUGCUACCAGCUACCCGCGAUCCUGGCUCCGGGUAUCACUCUGGUUAUAUCCCCGCUAAUCGCUCUCAUUCAGGACCAAGUGGACCACCUGCAGAGUCUGAACAUCCCCGCCUGCUCCAUCAACUCCAAGCUCCCAGCAGGCGAGCGCCAGCUGAUCUAUGCUGAUUUAGGGAGCAGCAGUCCUAAGCUCAAGCUGCUUUACAUCACUCCGGAGAUGGUUGCUUCUCCUUCGUUCAAGCCCUGCCUGACGGACCUGUGCACCCGUGGCCUGCUGUCUUACCUGGCUGUGGACGAGGCUCACUGCGUCUCCCAGUGGGGACACGACUUCAGGCCGGACUACCUCAAACUGGGGAAACUGCGUGCUCGAAUGCCGGGGGUUCCCUGUUUGGCCCUGACAGCUACAGCACCCAAGAAUGUACAAGAGGAUAUUGUUUUGUCCCUGACUCUGCGCACGCCGCUGUCUUUCGUUACACCUGUCUUCCGCAGUAACUUGCACUACGAUGUGAUCUUCAGUGAGCUGCUGCCAAACCCCUUGGUCCACCUCCACGCCUUCAUUCAGCAAUCUCUGGCCCUGGACAGCGGCUCUAAAGGACAGGGCUGUGGGAUUGUGUACUGUCGGACCAGGGAUAGCUGUGAAUCGGUGGCUCACCAGCUGACCAAGCUCGGAGUCUCGGCCAAACCUUAUCAUGCAGGUCUGAAGACAGGAGAUCGCACAGAGUCCCAGAAUGAGUGGAUGCAAGGGAAGGUGCUGGUUAUCGUAGCCACCAUCAGCUUUGGUAUGGGCGUGGACAAGGCCAAUGUCAGGUUUGUGGCUCACUGGAACCUUGCAAAGUCCCUGGCCAGCUACUACCAAGAGUCAGGAAGAGCUGGGAGAGACGGCCUGCCCUCCUCCUGUCGCAUAUACUACUCCCCCAAAGAUAAGGAGCAACUGAACUUCCUCAUCCGCAAAGAGAUUUCCAGAAAACGGGGGAAACGCGGCACUGCGAAGGAGACUGACAAAGCAACCAUCACAGACUUUGAUGCCAUGGUGGCGUACUGUGUUCAGGAAGCUUGUCGCCAUACCACCAUCUCCAAGUUCUUUGGGAACAAGGCGCCCAAAUGUGCCGGUGCCUGCGACUUCUGCCGUAACCCCAAGCUGGUGCGAGCCCAGCUGGAGAAAGGGAGCUCCCUCAGCACCAAGACCAUGGCCCUUAGCAGCCAGCCCUCAGGACCCUUCGGCUACCUGCAGGGCUUCUACGAAGGAGGGAAGAAGGGCUACGGCUUUGAAAGGUUUGAUGAAGGGGAAGAGGACGCGGAGAGCGGUGAAGACGAUGGCUCAACGAGGAAAAAGGCAUUUUCUAACCUCUACAAGACGCAGAUGACCAUGCGGAAGGGAAUGACCGUUCAGCGGAAAGGCUUUGUCCCUCCAGAUGAUGACUGCCAACUGAGAGACGCCAGCAGUCAGAAGAUCCCCAGACUCACUGUAAAGGCCAGAGAGCAUUGUUUGAGCCUCUUGCAGGAAGCAUUAUACAGCCACCAGAGGGCAGAUGACGCAUUCAGUGACACUGUGUCUUUAGCGGUGGCAAUUGAACAUGAGGUCUUUGAGAACAGCAAGGCCUCCAACGUGUACAAAGCUGCCGUCUUGAAGAGGGUAUCAGAGAUGAAGAGGACAGGACCUGGAGGAAAAGGAGAUGAGGUCAAGGCGGACAGCAACAGUGAUUCUACGGAAAAUUCGUCUUCUACUUCCUUAACAGAGGAGCUGCAGGGGUUCACAUCUGCAUCUGAAAUAUACUCAAUGAAGCGUAAGAGAGUAGGAGCGGGCCUGAGGGGAUCGUCCGACCCCCUCAUGACUGCUAAGGAACUCCUGAAGACCUCGGCGUCUAACAGUGACAGCGGCGGGUUUCACAGCGACACCUCAGGAGGAUCCAGAAAGACAAACAAAGACCCGUCUCUGGCCGUAACGUCGUCCAUCAGAGCCAAAGCCUCGCUGAGCAGCCCCACCAAGGGAGGAAGAGCUGCGAGCAAGAAGCGGCAGCAGAAGCUAGCAGAGGCAGCAAAGAGCUCCUGCAACAUCUCCCAGUACUUUGCAAAGAAAGUACCUGAUGAUGCUACGAUAUCUCAUAACACGGUGGAGGACGAUCAGGAAAUCGAUCGACCACUUGUCAUUGUGGAAGAAAUGGAGAUAAGUUCUGGAGAGGAGAGGAAAGAAGAAGAAGUAAUAUUAAUAUCUGAUAAUGAUGAAGAGGAGAAAACCAUUAAAAAAAAGAUGCUGGAGGUGAAGUGGUUUCAGUACAUACCCACAGAGGAUACCACCACUCCUGCAGGACAGAAGGAAACUCAGGAAAAGGAUGAACCUGUUCUGAUAGAAGAGGUGACGUCGCAAAAAGCAUCCUCUCCUCCGGCGAAGAGCUGUGACCCCUCAGAGAGAGGACAGAAGGAAACUCAGGAAGAGGAUGAACCUGUUCUGAAAGAAGAGGUGACGGGUGAGGUGACGUCGCAAAAAGCGUCCUCUCCUCCGGCGAAGAGCUGUGACCCCUCAGAGAGAGGACAAAAGGAAACGCAGGAAAAGGAGGAACCUGCUCUGACAGAGGAGGAGGCAGAUGAGGUGACGGCGCAAAAAGCGCCCUCUCCUCCGGCGAAGCGCAGUCGCCCCUCAGAGAAUAGAGUGACCUUUAACCCCAACGUGCAGGAGUGCCCUCUGAUCGCCAACGAGCGCCCCCCAGCGGUGACGCUGAAGGAGGCGGCGGACAUCGUGGUCCGGUACCUCGACCCGUUUUACUCUAAGGGGAAGUUUGCCACCAAGGAGCUGUUUAAGUCCUUUGCACGCUUUUUAUCUCACCUCCUCACAGAGGGGAGUAGUAAAGAGAAAGACCAAGUUAAAGCCGAAGCCAAAACUCUCAUCAAUAAGUUCUUCAUCAAAGUGCACCACUGUAAGAGCGAGGCGGACUGGACGCACCUGAGGGCGCGGCUGUAAAACCACAGAGAACCAGGAAUGAUGGGAAGUGGAAAUGACAUUUUUUUUUAAGGGUCAAGCCCUUCCUCUUUUUCAGUGCCUAAGCUUCUCUCGUCCCAGCGAACUCAGCCACAUCCUGAAUGCCUGCGGAAAAAAAGUUUAAUUUACUGCUACACUACUGCUUAGUCGGGUUUAUGUCGAUAAUAAAGCACUAACGUGACUGUAGAGCAGUGUUGUACUGUGUGCACACGGAUAUGAUGAAUUUUGUUUAUGUUUCAGCCUGAAAAGUGUGUAAACUUUACAUGUUUUGUGUGCAAAGAAUGUCAUAAUUAAUGUUCUAUAGGCAGCCAUUGUCCUUUGUAUGUUUAACCACAAUAUGACACUUCUACGUUACUGCACUCAAGUCUUAUUAUUAUUAUUAUUAUUAUAUCGCAAAACAUUUGUUAUGUCUCUGCAAGUUCAUACUUACCUGAAAUGGAUUCAAACCAAAGGGCUCUUGGUAUAAACAAGACAUACAAAUGAAUACAGCCAUGCUAGCAGCUCUGCGAUGCUCUACACAGCAACAAGCGUUUGCUACCUAACACUUAAAACAUUACAAACAGAUCAAAUGUUGACCUGUUGGUGCUGGAUACAAAUAUCAGGAUAUCAACAGAGGUAUUACGGUUCGUCCUCUGGGGACCAUGUAAGUAAAGAAGACGUGACAAUUCAAAAAAUAGAUGUUGACAUAUUUCAGUGUAGACGGAAGUGGUGGAUUUAUCCAAAGAAACACCUUGUGGAUAUUGCAAAUGCAUACUUGGAAGUCAUUUGGUACAAAACGUACAAAAACACUGGAUUUCUGUUUUGUUUUUAUAUUUGAAAAAGAGCAGAUUGUUCUGUGUUGGGGGGCCUAAUAUUAUUAUUCCUGCUGCUACAUACGAGGACUUGCAUUGUGAAUGGACAUGCGGUGAAAGUGUCCCGUUGUGUUUUUAUUUUCUUGAUUCAAAGACAAACCAGAAGUUGUUUUAAAUGUGGUUGUGUCUUAAAGUGAGAGGAUUAUUUGGGCAUUUUCGUUGUAGUUAUGUUGUUUAGGGUUAACCCGAUAAGGGAAAUGUUCCUUGGUUAUAGUGCCUGUCUGUAUGUCAGGCUUUGAGAGGCCACAGUUUCUGUCUCCACAGUCAGGAAGAGGACAGGAAGCAGUGAUGGACAGAGGCCUGGCUGUGCAGUGAACAGUCAGUCUGUGCUCCUACAUGUUUACAAUAAACUGUAUGCUGAACAGGA
Messenger RNA from Trematomus bernacchii (emerald rockcod), 4451 nucleotides. RefSeq names its product RecQ helicase-like 5 (gene recql5). Gene Ontology annotation, molecular function: ATP binding; 3'-5' DNA helicase activity; four-way junction helicase activity. Gene Ontology annotation, cellular component: chromosome; cytoplasm. NCBI's taxonomy places the organism in Eukaryota, Metazoa, Chordata, Actinopteri, Perciformes, Nototheniidae. The transcript has 23 exons. Gene Ontology annotation, biological process: double-strand break repair via homologous recombination. The record is from RefSeq and is a predicted model, not a curated record. Bases 117 to 3215 code for a protein of 1032 amino acids.